Hyaloperonospora brassicae is the source of this 1386-nucleotide messenger RNA. The record is from the annotation of a GenBank genome assembly. NCBI's taxonomy places the organism in Eukaryota, Oomycota, Peronosporomycetes, Peronosporales, Peronosporaceae.
AUGGGUCCUCUGUCGGGUGUCACGCGUGGCGUGCUCAAGCGCAAGAUGGAGCUGGCCAAGGAGGACGCCACGAGCAAGAAGCAGCGGGUGAUGGAGGCGACGAUAACGGCGAUGGACGUGAUGAAUCGUCUGCUGGCGCCGGACGGAGACGUGGGCCACGACGUGUCGGACGCCGAGUGGGAGCACCUUGUGCAGCUCACGCAGCAGCACGAAUGCUUUGACAAGUUCUUCACGUUCCCAGAGGAUGCGAGUAAUUGGGUGAAACCCAAAAAGAAGAAGAAGAAGACGCACUUGAAGGUCGUGGCUCUGGAUUGCGAGAUGUGCGUGACACUGAAGAAAGGGGCCCGCGUACGCACAUCCAAUGCUUUGUGCCGAGUGUCGGCAGUAGACGGAGAGGACAUUCUACGUGGUAUUGUAUCGGACUUUAUCGUGCACCAGCCAGAGAACGGAUUCCACAUGGUGGACCCCAAAACGGACAUUCACGGAAUCACGGCCAGGCAGAUUGCGAGCUGUACCAUUACUGUUGAACAAGCGCAGAAGAAAAUGCUUAAGUACAUCAACCAGGAUACAAUUGUGGUGGGACAUUCUGUGCACAACGAUUUGGUGAGUCUGCGGAUCAAUCAUCGACGUGUUAUUGACACAUCGAUGAUUUUCCAACGGAAGACCGGAAACCCUUCGCAAGCGACGCCUGGACUGAAAGACCUCACCAAGUUCUUGUUGGGCUUUGACAUGCCGCAAGGACAUGACAGUACCGUUGAUGCUCAAGCUUCAAUGAUGGCAGCCAAGUAUGCUGUCCGGCACGAAUGUGGCCGGAUCAUUCCGUCCGUGUUAGAGCUACACGGACAUCGUGCCCGAGACCGACCAAAGGCGAUAUCGAUGAAGACGGAGUACUCAGGCCCUGUUAUGCUGGUUGAGACGGCUUUCCACGCGAGCCAGCCAAAUUGCGAGCCGGUAGAGCGCACAGCAAAAGCUCCUGUGAACGGAGCGUCCUACAUUGAUAUGGCCGCUAUCACGGAAGAAGCAUCCGUGCAGCCACGCAGUACGAACAGGAUGUCUGAAGCAAUGAUUGCACGAUCUUGUCGAUUGCGCGUGCACCGCAUUCCAAAGGGCUUGUCAAGCAAAGACAUUGAAAAGUUCUUUUGCGAAAACGCGAUGAUCGUUCCUUCAGCAGUGGAAAAAAUUACGUGGUUGCCAAACCAAAACCGUGGCUCUUGCAAUGUGACUUUUUCGAGCAACGCUCAUGCAGCUCUGGCGUUCGAGAGCGCCACGGGACCGAAUGGCGACACUAAGGUUACCAACGACUCUAUUGGGCGUCCGCAGAAAACGAUCGUCGUUACGAGUUAUCUGGGAAAGUCGUACAAGAAUGUGGUACUCGGCACAUUUUAG